AUGAUGCAAUCUGCUUUGUACGGCAAAUUCCUUGGCAAAGCAUUACCCCUAGAUCAAGCAAAACAAGCUCUUAUGGAGGUUUGGAAGGACUUUGGAAGUUUGAAAGUUUCAAACCUUCUGAAUGGAUAUUAUUUCAUCCAGUGUGAGACGGAGGAACUCCAAAACCGCAUGUUGUUUGAUGGUUCUUGGACAAUUGCAAGUAGAAUCUUGCAGCUUGCUUCCUGGCGUGAGGGAUUUCAGCCCACUAUUGAACAACUUUCUACAACUGCUGUUUGGAUCCAGAUCUUUCAUCUUCCCAUUGAAUUAUGGAACGUUGAAACCCUUGAGGCAAUGGUUUCUUUCUUUGGUAAAGUUUUAAAGAUCGAUGAACAUACCCAAUCUCAAUCCCGUACUAGAUUUGCCCGAGUUUGCAUUGAGAUUAACCUCCGACUACCUCUCCAACAAGGGGUUUGGGUGAAAUAUGGGGAUAGCAAUAUCCUUGCCUUGGUCUAG
Molecule: messenger RNA, 492 nt
Organism: Dioscorea cayenensis subsp. rotundata (Guinea yam)
Lineage: Eukaryota; Viridiplantae; Streptophyta; Magnoliopsida; Dioscoreales; Dioscoreaceae
Exons: 1
Coding region: 1-492 (163 amino acids)
Source: RefSeq, a predicted model, not a curated record